AUGAUUUGUGGCCUUGCUGCUGAUUCUUGGAGAGAUUAUCGGCUGAUUGCAGCCUCAUUUGGUGUAGAUGUAACUGUCCUAACUGAUUUCAGCUACGACGAAAUCAUUCAAAUUAUCACACCCUUGGAAGAAUGUGGUUCUGGAUCAUUUGCAUCUGUCUACAAAGGAAAUUGGGAUGCAAAAGAGGUUGCUGUAAAAAAAUACGAAGCUGAACAUGCAGAUCUGGCUGAGACCGAGAGACAAGCAUAUUCUGAUCUGGGAUGCUAUUCGAACAUUGUAGAACCAUUAGGAUUCUGCUGGAGCACUCAUUUUUACAUAGUGAUGAAUUAUGUCCCAUAUACGUUGCAGCAAGUAAUUGAAGUUUCGAAUUUCAAUUGGCAUGAAACUCUACACGUAUUGACUCAAGUUGCAUAUGCAAUCCGAGCAUUAGGAGAGGAAAAGUAUAUUUUUGCCGAUAUAAAGCCGGAUAAUCUCCUUAUAGCUAAGGAUUUUUCCGUUUUCUUGUGCGACUUUGGGUCGGCAAAGAAAACGGGAGAGUACCUACCGGCUGCCAACCAUUCCCAUGCUGCAGCUGAACUAUUUUCUUCCUCUACUGGAAACAAAGUAUCGAAUAAAGUUGAUAUAUACAGCUUCGGGGUCAUUUUAUUGCAAAUGGUCAUGGACUGCAGCAAGGCUGGAACUAUAGACUACAGCACAACAGCUUUGAAAAAGGUAAAAAUUAUCGAUAAGAAGUUAACUGGAAAAAAAAAACGAAAAGAAAAAAAUGCGUCGAACGAAGAAGGAAAAUCCUAUCACAUUGUUAUUACCGCGGCUCGUCAAAUGAGAGAGGAUAAACACGUCGUCAACAAGAAGUUCAUUGGAUGUGGAUGCAAUGACGAGGAUGCAUGGGAGGUUAGUGACUUGGCAGCUGCGUGCACAAGUGAUAAAGCAGAGAACCGUUCCGCCAUAGACGACGUAAUACGGAAGAUGGAGUCGCGGAAAAUGAAGGAAGCAGUACGGAAAUUGAAGAUAUCCGUUUUGGAUUGGAUUUACUGCUGA
This is a messenger RNA of Erythranthe guttata (spotted monkey flower), 1038 nucleotides long. The record is from RefSeq and is a predicted model, not a curated record. NCBI's taxonomy places the organism in Eukaryota, Viridiplantae, Streptophyta, Magnoliopsida, Lamiales, Phrymaceae.